AUGAGAAGCGAGAGCCAGUCAAGUAUCGAGAGCUGCCCGCCUCUAAUCAAGUCCGAGGAUGAGCAAUCACCCAUUCUGCCCAGUCAAGUCUUCUUCAACACUCCUGCCUACAUGCAAACCGACAACGCGAGCUCAGCUGGAUCGGACGACAUUCCGACCACAGCCACAUCCACUGACAUCGAUGCACUGAUGAAGGCCAUCCAAUCCAAGCACACCAAAGCAGCAGAAGAAGCGAGCAAGCCAAUGCCUAGGGAACAGCCUACAGAAGCUUCAAGCCCGCCCAAGCCCAGAAAGAGGUACCAAUGUUCAAUGCCGGAUUGCAACAAAUCGUUCUACCAAAAGACACAUCUCGAGAUCCACACACGGGCACACACUGGCGUCAAGCCUUUCGUCUGCAAAGAGCCUAGCUGUGGUCAGCGUUUCUCUCAGCUUGGAAACCUCAAGACACAUGAGCGUCGUCACACUGGAGAGCGUCCGUAUAGCUGCGACCUAUGCGGCAAGACAUUUGCCCAGCGAGGAAAUGUGAGAGCACACAAGAUUGUUCACACUGCAGCCAAGCCUUUCACAUGCCGUCUUGACGACUGCAACAAGCAAUUUACCCAACUCGGCAACUUGAAGAGUCACCAGAACAAGUUCCACCAAGAGACUAUCCGCAGACUCCGACAGACCUUUGAGAACCUUCACGAGGGCGACCACGUCAGCACGUGGGAGAAGGUGAUGUGGGAGUACUUUACCGGUCUCUACAAGAACUGCAACAAGGGCAUCAAAGGCAGAGGCAAGGACCGCCGCAUCAGCACCACCGGCCUUGGUCUCAAAUUCGAGAAUGAUGACCUCGACACCAGACGCAACAGCUACGCAAGCGUCAGCUCCGCAUCGAGCGGAUACAGCAUGUCCAACGGCAUGGAACAUCUCAACAUGGGCAUGGCACCAUCAUUAUCGUCUUCAUCAACGAUGCCGGAGCAACCGACAUUCAGCUCGCCCGUCUACAUGGUCCCCCAGGAGCAUCGCGCAUCCUUCUAA
This is a messenger RNA of Aureobasidium pullulans EXF-150, 1020 nucleotides long. RefSeq lists its product as uncharacterized. Gene Ontology annotation, biological process: regulation of transcription by RNA polymerase II. Gene Ontology annotation, cellular component: transcription regulator complex; PcG protein complex. The coding region runs from base 1 to 1020 and encodes 339 amino acids. The transcript is spliced from 2 exons. The record is from RefSeq and is a predicted model, not a curated record. Gene Ontology annotation, molecular function: RNA polymerase II cis-regulatory region sequence-specific DNA binding; DNA-binding transcription factor activity, RNA polymerase II-specific. Lineage: Eukaryota; Fungi; Ascomycota; Dothideomycetes; Dothideales; Saccotheciaceae.